AUGUCGUCCACUCCACGAGCUUCAGCCCUUACCACCACUUCUUCUUCCUCAACUGUAAACGAACCUCGUUCGCUAAACCGUCAAGUCAUCCUCGACGAAGACGAAUACACCGCCGCCCUCUCCCAAAUCAUCGCCCGCGACUUCUUCCCUUCCCUCGUCCACCUCGACGCCACAAACGACUACCUCGACGCUCUCAACUCCAACGACCCCAAUCUCAUCACCGCCUCCGUUCGUCGACUAGAACAACUCAACGACAACGGCACCACGCCCGGUCCUUCGAGUCGUCGGACUCACACCACACGCAACAGGCCAUGGCAGACUCCGUCCGAGACGCCUUAUGCUGCUGGGACCUCGGAGACGCCACUACAUACACCCCGAACCGAGGUAGGAGAUAUGGAUGUUGAUGGGCUGGAUGGUCGACCGUCUAAACGCGCACGCUAUGAUACGGACCUCUCGCUCGAUGCGUUUCAAUCGCGAUACACCUCGGAAGACAACUCGAGCUUUACGCAUAUAUUGCAUGAGGAGAAUAAGAGGCGGAAGGAGAAGUAUGGUUGGGCUUGGGAGGCGCAGAGGAAGGUGGAGGCGAUGAGGGAGAGGAUGAUCGAGGGAAGGGAAAGGGCGCUGCUGGAGGGUCCGAAGCAGGGUGAGGUGAUUGGAGUCAAAGAGAAGUUGAGGAUAGAGGCACCGGUGCCGCGAGGACUGAUUACUGCUGGUGCUGAGGGGUCAAAUGGUAAAGAAGGAGACGAGGGCGAAGGGGAACAGAGGAACGACGAUGGAGGUGACGGGGAUGACAAGGGUAAGCAGGUCAUUCUGAAAGCUGGCGAGGAGGAAGGCGUAGUGGAUGUUAUGGCCCCGAAGAAGGAUAAACGCUCGGCUGGUGUCGACGGUUGGUCUUUCAAAACCCGUAACAACUUUAUGUUCUCUCCCGAUGCCGACAUCUCCCCAUACGAUCCCUCGAGCUCUGCCUGGCGAGACUCCAAAUUGCAACCCGAUCCAAAGUUUAUCAAACAUGGGAACACACGCAUGCCUGAGCACGAGGAGUCACCGUCUUCACAUGUCGGUAGAGGAGCAUCUGAGCCUCCAAGCCCAACGAGGAGUAGGAUCGACGCUGCUAUCGCUGGAACACCUUACCGUCCCAAAUCACCCGGUGUCAACUCCUUCUCCUACGUCCCCUCCCUCCCCUCCCCUACACCCUCCCAACUCGGUCCCGCCGCCGUCAAACAACUCAUGACCCUCGGAACCCUCACCGGAACCCCACGCAUUCUCUCCCAACCCACCGAUCUCGCCGACAUGAUCGAGCCACCCACCCCAUUCCGUAUCAACGAGCCCUCAGCCCGCGAGAACCUAUCGCACAGACUAUCCAACACCGCAGCGAAGAGCCUACGUGCGAAAGCCAAUCUUCUGAACCGUAAGAGUGGCGGUGGCGGGCGCAGUAGCGGUGGCGCAGGUGUGGGAGGAAGGGGUGACAUGGCUCCUCCGUCGUGGACGCCGAAGAGAGCAGAAGCACAGGGAGGUCUGACGCCGGCUGCGAAGCGGUUAUUAGAUAGGACUACGAUGGGUUCUGCGGCGGCGAGGAGGGCGGAGGCGAUGAGCAGGAUGGCGGGGUGGGAGGGGUCAGGGUCAGAUAGGAGGACUGGGAAGGAGAAGGACUUGAACAGGGUGAGGUGGACACCUACGCCGAGUCCGGUGACGAGGAAGUGA
Stereum hirsutum FP-91666 SS1 is the source of this 1701-nucleotide messenger RNA. RefSeq lists its product as uncharacterized. The record is from RefSeq and is a predicted model, not a curated record. Gene Ontology annotation, cellular component: catalytic step 2 spliceosome. The transcript has 2 exons. NCBI's taxonomy places the organism in Eukaryota, Fungi, Basidiomycota, Agaricomycetes, Russulales, Stereaceae. Bases 1 to 1701 code for a protein of 566 amino acids.